This is a messenger RNA of Vigna unguiculata (cowpea), 2590 nucleotides long. RefSeq names its product phospholipase D alpha 1-like. The record is from RefSeq and is a predicted model, not a curated record. Lineage: Eukaryota; Viridiplantae; Streptophyta; Magnoliopsida; Fabales; Fabaceae. Gene Ontology annotation, biological process: phosphatidylcholine metabolic process; phospholipid catabolic process. Gene Ontology annotation, cellular component: plasma membrane. Gene Ontology annotation, molecular function: calcium ion binding; D-type glycerophospholipase activity.
CUUCAAUGGUUGCUCUACUAUAAAGCUUUUACUUUCUUGAUCAUUAUCUCUGCAUCAUCAUUCUUUUACAUUCUCAUCUUUCUGCUCUUCAAAGGUAAGUGAGAGAUGGGAGAAGUUCUGGUUCAUGGGACCCUCCAUGCCACAAUCUAUGAGGUGGAUAACCUGAAGGCUGGUAAUGCUGGUAAUAUUUUAACCAAGCUGCUACACAACAUCGAGGAAACCAUUAAGAUUGGGAAAGGAAUAACCAAACUAUAUGCAACAAUUGAUCUGGAAAAAGCACGCGUGGGAAGAACAAGAAUCAUAGAAAAAGAACACACAAAUCCUAAAUGGUGCGAGUCUUUUCACAUUUACUGUGCUCAUACGGCAUCAAAUGUCAUAUUCACAGUGAAAGAUGACAACCCAAUCGGUGCAACCUUGAUCGGAAGAGCAUACAUUCCCGUCGAGGAGAUUCUGGACGGCAAAGAAAUAGAUCGAUGGGUUGAAAUCUUGGACGAACACAAAAAACCAAUACAUUCACAUUCCAAGAUCCAUGUGAAGCUCCAGUACUUCGAUGUUUCAAAAGACCUCAACUGGGGCCAAGGAAUCAGAACUCCUAAAUUCCCCGGAGUUCCGUACACUUACUUCUCACAGAGACAAGGAUGUAGGGUUUCCUUGUACCAAGAUGCUCAUGUUCCAAACAACUUUGUUCCGAGAAUACCACUUUCUGGAGGCCGCACUUACCAACCUCGUAGAUGUUGGGAAGAUGUUUUUGAUGCAAUCAACAACGCACAGCACUUGAUAUACAUUACGGGGUGGUCUGUGUACGCUGAGAUCACGUUGGUGAGAGAUUCUAGGAGACCAAAACCUGGAGGAGAUGCAACACUCGGUGAGCUUCUGAAGAAAAAAGCACGUGAUGGUGUUAGGGUUUUGAUGCUUGUGUGGGAUGAUAGAACUUCUGUUCCUCUGUUGAAAGAAGAUGGGUUGAUGGCUACUCAUGAUGAAGAUACCGGGAACUACUUCUACGACAGUGAUGUGCACUGUGUUCUAUGCCCUCGCAACCCUGAUGACGGUGGAAGCGUUGUUCAGGAUAUAGAAAUUUUCUCCAUGUUUACGCAUCAUCAGAAAAUCGUGGUUGUGGACAGUGCUUUACCUAGAUCAGAUAAUAAACGAAGAAUUGUGAGUUUUGUGGGGGGGAUUGAUCUCUGUGAUGGAAGAUACGACACACAAUUUCACUCACUUUUCAGAACGCUGGGAACAGCGCAUCACGAUGAUUUUCAUCAACCUAAUUUUCCACACACUACGGUGAAAAAAGGUGGUCCAAGGGAACCAUGGCACGACAUUCAUUCUCGGCUUGAAGGGCCAGUUGCAUGGGAUGUUUUGUUCAACUUUGAGCAGAGAUGGAGGAAGCAAGGUGGAAAGGACUUGCUGAUUCCUCUGAGAGACCUUGAAGAUUUGAUUAUUCCUCCAUCGCCGGUAACUUACCCUGAUGAUCACGAGACAUGGAACGUGCAGUUCUUUCGAUCCAUUGAUGGUGGAGCGGCUUCUGGGUUCCCCGAGACUCCUGAAGAAGCUGCAAGAUCUGGACUCAUCAGUGGGAAGGAUAACGUAAUCGACAGAGGCAUUCAAGAUGCUUACAUCAACGCCAUUCGAAGAGCGAAGAACUUCAUCUACAUUGAGAAUCAGUACUUCCUCGGAAGCUCUUAUGCUUGGAGUGGUGGUGAUGGAAUUAAGCCCGAAGACAUUGGUGCGUUGCAUCUGAUACCGAGGGAGCUUUCUCUUAAGAUUGUUAGUAAGAUUGAAGCUGGGGAAAGGUUCAGUGUUUAUGUUGUGAUUCCGAUGUGGCCGGAGGGUUACCCGGAGAAAGGAACAGUUCAGGCAAUAUUGGACUGGCAGCGGAGAACAAUGGACAUGAUGUACAAGGAUGUUGUCGGAGCAUUAAAGGGCAAGGGGAUUGAGGAAGAUCCUCGGAACUAUUUGACAUUCUUCUGUCUUGGUAACAGAGAGGUGAAGAAAGAGGGAGAGUACGAGCCUCCAGAAAGACCAGAUCCCGAUACAGAUUAUAUCAGAGCUCAAGAGUCUCGACGCUUCAUGAUUUAUGUUCAUGCCAAGAUGAUGAUAGUUGAUGACGAAUACAUAAUCAUUGGAUCUGCCAACAUAAACCAGAGAUCAAUGGAUGGUGCCAGAGACUCGGAGAUUGCAAUGGGUGCAUAUCAACCCUAUCAUCUGAGUAGAAACGAGGGUGCAAGGGGUGAGAUCCAUGGUUUUCGCAUGUCAUUGUGGUAUGAACACGUUGGCAUGCUUCAUGAGUCCUUUCUCCACCCUGAAAGUGAAGAAUGUAUAAAGAAGAUAAACGAGAUGGGUGAAAAGUAUUGGGAUCUUUACACUACCGAGCCACUUGAAGGAGACCUUCCCGGUCACCUUCUCCGGUACCCUAUUGCAGUUUCCGGCGAAGGAAGUGUGACACAGCUGAAAGGAUUUGAGUUCUUCCCCGACACGAAGGCUCCUGUUCUUGGAGUCAAAUCGGACUACAUGCCACCUAUUCUUACUACUUAGUUUUCUCUAAAUUUUUAAAUAAAAUAAUUGUUUGUGUUUAUUUUUAUUUUUUUGUGCC